This is a messenger RNA of Centropristis striata (black sea bass), 4335 nucleotides long. It is a transcript of the gene snpha, whose product is annotated as syntaphilin. Lineage: Eukaryota; Metazoa; Chordata; Actinopteri; Perciformes; Serranidae. The record is from RefSeq and is a predicted model, not a curated record. The transcript is spliced from 5 exons. Gene Ontology annotation, biological process: neuron differentiation. Gene Ontology annotation, cellular component: cytoplasmic microtubule; mitochondrion. Bases 211 to 1788 code for a protein of 525 amino acids.
CUCCGGGCUUCAUGGCUGCAGGAUGGACUCUCAUCAGCAUCAGCAGCAUCUUUUCUUCCUGUUGCCACCAGGGACUCUUCAUCGACCAUCAAGUCUGGCGGGAACCGAGGCUCUUCUACGAUGCGCAACUUCCACCUGCCGAAAUGCAGUGAGGGCUCCUAGCGUCCCUCUCUAGAGACAGCAGAGAGGUUGGAGGUCCCUUGCACAUCAAUGUCUCUCACUCCGAGUCGAAAUCCCUCCUCAGGUCAGCGCAGGCGCUCAGUGGGCACUGGUGGUGGCGGCGGCGGGCGAUAUUCCCACAGUGAUACAUCCAGCACCCACACCUACCCCGGUCGGGUUAGGGCAGCAGAGAGCAGCCCAACAGCCCGGACAUAUCCCAGCACACCCAGGCGUCAGGCAAAGCACACAGCCUGCAGUGACAACCAUGGGAUCAGGCCCCCAACCCCGGAGCAGUACCUCACCCCUCUACAACAGAAGGAGGUGUGUAUACGACACCUGCGAGCCAGACUGAGGGACAAUGUGGAAAGACUACAACACAGAGACUGUGAAAUAGAUGAGUUGAGGACUCAGCUGUACAGGAUGCAGGAAGACUGGAUUGAGGAGGAGUGUCACCGUGUGGAGGCCCAGUUAGCCCUGAAAGAGGCCCGCAAGGAGAUCCAGCACCUUCAGGAGGUGGUUGAAACAGUGAGGUCCAACCUGACUGUCCGUGAACAAGACCCCCAUGACCACAAACCAUACUCGGGGCUGCAGGCGUCCCGGCCAGGAGGGAAGUCUCGCUCCUGCGGCUGUUCCCCUGCCAGCACUUUGAGUCGCACCACCACCCACACCCGACUGAGCAACGAGGCUCUGCAGCUGGAGCGCGGCUUCAACGCUCCUGAGUCAAACAGAGCGCCUCGCCCAUCAGGACAAACCCACCUGGUCCUGGAGGCGGCCCUCCUCUCAGAGCAGCUGCCACCACAGGGCGGCAUCCGGGUCCCCCCAACUGUGCCGCGCUCUUCCACCUACGAAAGGCUGUGCAGUGGGGGGGCGGUGUUGCCAAUGUCACACUCCUGCCACACUCUCAGUAGCAGCUGCAAGUGCAGUGGGCACACCUACCUCCCCCAUCACCACUUGUUCCUGCAUUUACCUCAGGAGGAGGCCCCGGCAACAGCUGCAACCACUCCUGCCCCUGCCUCUGAUCCCAUCCCGACUCCUUCUCCUGCUGCGGAGAAGAAGCCAGAGGUGCGCUCUCAGGCCUGCAGCCCGACCAUGACCUGGCUGUGUGAGGAGACCGGUGUGGAAGAGCUGAGUAUCAUUUCUUUCGCCACAGCAGACAUCAGCCCCACAGAACCACGUGUGUCUCCAUCAUCAUUACCUGCUGUGGUCCCUCCUGAGCACUCAUACAGAGUCGAGCCGCUGCCGCCCGACAAACCAGAGGAGGUGACCAAGAUCCUAUCGGAGCCCCACACCUGCCAGCCCCACCCUAUAGCUCCACUCCCAGAGAGACAGGACGCUGUAGUAGUGCAGAUAGAGGAGGACGAGGAAACUGAAGGUACAAAUGAAGAAGGUAACCCCCCUCAGGUCUGCCACUGGAGCCGAUACUUCCUCGUAGAUCUGUUGGCUUUGGCGAUGCCAGUGGUCCCGACCAUGGCGUGGCUGUGUCGAGGGGCGUCACGGGAAGUCAUGCCAGUGUAUCAUAUCGGCUCCCUGCUGAGAGGUUGCUGUGCCGUGGCCCUACACUCACUUCGCCGCCGGAGUGCAGUCAGGGGCCGCAGACCUACCAGCAUGAACGGAACAGCACCAAUCUGAAACUUUCUGCUCCCUCUGACAUUAAAGGGACAGUUCACCCCAAAAUUAAAAUAUAUACUUCUUCUCUUACCUGUAGCGCUAUCUUUCUAUCUAGAUUGUUUUGGUGUGUCAUGAACCAGAGCUUACUCAAGAUAAUCCACAGAGCGGAUUCAUGUAGGAACUAUUUUCUCUCUGUUGUACUUCCUUUAUGAAACUGGGUCACUAUUUCUGUAAAGAGACAUUUUGCCGCUUUGAGCACCACAGACCAUUUUUGGCCUUAUUCUGAUUUUAUCUGCCUCAUUUAUUUUUAUUUGUCCAAUUUUAUUUGUUUAGCACUUUGUAACGCAGUUCAGAAAAGAGCUACAGAAAUGUCAUCAUUAUUUAUGUUAUUUUUUAUUAAUACCAUUAUUAUUAUAGUUCCAUUGUAUUGGAGAGAAGCAGUGGUGGAAUGUAACUAAGUACAUUUACUCAAGUACUGCACACAAGUGCAAUUUUGAGGUACUUGUACUUUACUUGAGUAUUUCCAUUUAUAUAGCUUUAUACUUCUAUUCCACUAUAUUUUCAGGCAAAUGUUGUACUUUUUACUCCACUACAUUUAGUUGGCAGCUUUAGUUACUUUUCAGGUCAAGAUUUAACAUAAAAAACAUGUUAAAUUAAACCUCAUUAUAGUAUAUUCAGUUGUUAUAAUGAGCCCUACCUUGAGAAAUACAAACGCUGCUUACAUAAAUGCAUCAAUAAUAAUCAUCCAAUCAUAUAUUUAGAAAAUAUGACAAUCUGUGAGGGGCCAUUCUUCAUAACAAGUACUUUUGUUUUUGAUUCUUUAACACAUUUUGAUGCUGGUACUUUUGUACUGUUACUUAAGUAAGUUCUGAGUGCAGGACUUUUACAGUAUUAGUACUUUUACUUAAAUAAGGAAUCUGAAUACUUCUUCCAGCACUGGAGAGAAGGCAGACCACCUCUACAACCAAUAUCUCCAACAUUCUGCAACUCACACCAGAACAAUCUAGAUUGUAAUAUCAUAGCGUUACAGGUAAGAGAAAAAUAUGUUUUUUUAUUUUUAUUUUGAGGUGAACUGUUCCUUUAAGAAAACAACCCCCAACCUCUGCAGGCACAGCCACAGCAAAGCUGACUUUAUCACAUUUCGGUCACGGCCAUGUGUUGGGUAGCUCCUCUUAUAAGAUUUCUAGAUUUUACAUAAUGCCCUCGUGAUUUUGUGGUCAUGCCUUGCCUUAGAGAACAAAGGAUUAGUUGUACAUUACUUCAUUACUCAGAUGUACUUGCUGCUACUGCCUGCAGUUUAAGUGGUUUUCUUUUUAUUGGAAUUUGCAUGUAGCCCACAGUCUGGUCGGGUUCUCCUGCUUGAAAUAAAAAGCCCCUUACCUGGAUUUAGAUGGUGUCCUCUGGGCAAAGAUAUUCAGUUUAUUUCAUGGAAAGUGAAAGAGAAAUUGUCUGAAUGCUUCUCUAUUUUCAUCAUCAUGUUUAAUAAUUGUUAAAAGAGAAUAUCAGAGAGUCACAGUCAUGAGAUUUGUUCAACAUCGUCCCACAAAAUCAGAAAAUAAAUUACAGUCAGUACUUAUUUGGCUUAUUCAGCAGCAGUUAGUAGAUUUACAGAGCACAGUGAGUCACUUCCAUCAAUGAAAAAACUGAAUGUUUCUGAAAACUGUUGGGACUUUUACCUUUUGAAAAGCAUGUGCAUUGAAUCUAGUUCUCAGGUGCAGAACAGACAGGGUAAUGAUAUUUUUGCCAAUAAACAAAACAUGGGAGUUUAAAACUGUACAGACUAUUUCUAUGAUCCUGUUGGAGCAACAUUAAUACAUUUGUUUUUUUGCUUAACCAAACUAAAAAUAAAGAACAAAAAAGUCUGCAGUUUACUAAAUCUCCAAAGUAGAGAUGAUGCCAAACUAGGCCCAAUUCUUAUAGCUUUUCAGCAGGAUAGCCUUUGUGUCAGUGUGUAUCUAAAAAUAAAGCCUGAGUGAGUGAGUGUGUGUGUGUGUGUGUGUGUGUGUGUGUGUGUGUGUGUGUGUGUGUGUGUGAGAGAGAGAGAGAGUGAAUGCACUGUCUGGUCGUGUAUCUACACUCACAUAUUUCUAUAAAGAUCAUGGGAGAUAAAGGGAAUUGUAAUUUGAAUGGAAAAGGACAUGGAUGAGCAGUCUUGUUUCACCUUUUUGAAGAGGUAACUGUUUUUGAUAUUGUGAUAUACUUUCUAGCUUUACAUGCUAUUUGCACAGCUGCAAGUAAAGAUCAACACUUUGAUGUACUGUUUGUACCAUAGCUGUGAAUAUUCAUCUUACAAGUGGCUCUUUUGUGCAUCAACUAAAAUGGAUUGAUUGUAAAUGCAAACUAUGAUGUACGGAUUACAUUUUCAGCCUUAUUAUACAAUGCAAGGGCAAGGUUUUAGAUUUCAGAGAUCUUUCCAAUAAGGUUUUACUAGUUGUUUAAUUCAAUUAUUCAGCCUGAAAAGGAACAGUUAACCCCAAAUCAAAAGGUACACAUUAUUUCUCUUACCUGUAGUGCCAUUUAUCAAACUAGAAUGUUUUGGUUAUGAGUAUCUGCUCGAAUAUAAUUAUU